AUGUAUGUAUCAUCAAUAGUUCAACAUGUCUUAAUUGGCACUGCAGUAUCGUUUCUGUAUUUUUUCUUACCCCGUUUAACAUGCAUUCAUACUAUCACCAAACUCUACUUGAGAAUUGUUAUUUUCUCAUGCGCAGUAUACCAUGUGGCCUUUCCUUCAUUCACACCAUUGCCGGAUUAUCCAUUCAAGCCACCAAAGGUUGCAUUUAGGACUAAGGUAUUCCACCCAAACAUCAACAGCAAUGGAAGCAUCUGUCUUGACAUUCUAAAAGAACAAUGGAGCCCAGCAUUGACCAUUUCUAAGGUCCUUUUGUCAAUUUGCUCGUUGCUGACGGAUCCAAAUCCCGACGACCCUAAACCCUAA
Vicia faba (fava bean) is the source of this 363-nucleotide messenger RNA. The record is from the annotation of a GenBank genome assembly. Lineage: Eukaryota; Viridiplantae; Streptophyta; Magnoliopsida; Fabales; Fabaceae.